Dinoponera quadriceps is the source of this 1418-nucleotide messenger RNA. RefSeq names its product F-box/WD repeat-containing protein 4. Gene Ontology annotation, molecular function: protein binding. Gene Ontology annotation, biological process: SCF-dependent proteasomal ubiquitin-dependent protein catabolic process. Gene Ontology annotation, cellular component: SCF ubiquitin ligase complex. NCBI's taxonomy places the organism in Eukaryota, Metazoa, Arthropoda, Insecta, Hymenoptera, Formicidae. The record is from RefSeq and is a predicted model, not a curated record. The transcript is spliced from 7 exons. The coding region runs from base 11 to 1261 and encodes 416 amino acids.
UUUGUCGCGCAUGUCACGUAACAGGGUAAAGAUGACAGACCAUAAGACGAAUAUUACUACGUUGCCGUCGGAACUGUUGAUAAUAAUCUUCGAAUAUUGUAGUGCAUUCGAUUUGGUGAGGCUCAGUCAAGUAUGCCAGCGAUUUCACGAGAUAAUAAAGAGGGACUUACUCUGGUUCAAAAAGAGUUAUUUACCGCUCGCUACGAAUCAAAAAUCGGAAAGAUUUCGUGAAAGAUGUAGCCAGGUAUUGUGUAAUCGUUCCAAGUGGCGUGUAUCCUAUAAUUGGCAAUAUGGGAAAUAUGCCAAGAAGUUCUUACUUCCACAACGUAUGAAUGCAAUACCAAAGAUAUUUUUGAAAUCAGAUAAACUCUGGUGGUGCGGUAACAAUUUACUUACUUGCUUCAAUCGUACAAAAUUCUUCGACAUGGGAAACAACACAAGUUUUAAAUGUAUCAAUAAUAUAUGUGACUUUAGCACAUUUGUUCUGAUGAGAGAUUUUAUCGUAACUGGCGGUAGUUGCGGUGAUCUAAAUUAUUGGUUAAUUGAUGGAAAGUUCAUCCAUGUUACACACGCUCAUGCCAAUGACAUUAACGCCAUGGAUGCAACAUCAGAAGUUAUUCUUACAAGUUCGCUCAACAAAGUAAAGGUAUUUCCUGUGCCUGUGAAAAAUGACAAUUCGCUAAGAUUUUACGAUUACUGUCUUUAUUCUAUGAUUACAACUGACAAGAUUUGGUCGAUUAAGGCUGAUAUUGAAGGCACGAAGUUUGCCAUUGGCACGUCAGCGAAUGAGAGCAUGCCUCUCCAAAUAUAUAACAUUGAAAGAAUGCAAUGUUUGAUGGAGCUGAGUCACAACUGGCGACGUGGCGCUGGAAUACUAGACAUGGUAUGGGAGGAUCCGCACACUAUACUCUCAUGUGGCUACGACACGUUUAUUCGAAAAUGGGACAUGAGAUGCGGGAGAUGCGUAAACUCGUGGGCGGAUCCCACCGAUGCAACGUUAUAUUGCAUCUCGUCUGAUUACCACAAUACCAUGAUUGCGGGAACGCAGUUCAAUUGCAUGGCUGUUCUGUGGGAUCAAAGGCAGCGAGAAUACAUGCAGCUUUAUUUUAUGAAGUGUCCAGGCAAUCGCAACAAAUCACCAAUUUACUCGUUAGACUUCGACAGUACUCAUUUAUAUUGUACUACAGAUCGAUACUUGGUCGAACUGGAUUUUUACGGAAAUACUAAACAAUCGUUCAAUUACAAUGGUAUGAUAAAAUAAUGAGAAAGGCGGGCGUGCUAAACGGGAAUUAAAUUUUAGAAAUUGACGGUACAUACGACGACAAGAGGGCAAGAAAUUUGACGGUCGAGUAAAUAAGAAUGAAGAAAAGAUACCUGUGUAUAUUUCCCCGAAGUAUUGUAUAAAAGUAGCGAAUAUU